GCGCUGAGGGGCGAGGGUUGGGGUCGAUGGCGGCCGCCGGGUCCGGCGCGAGGAAGCCGGGGUCCCCGCGGGACUCGGAGGCGGAGGUCUGGUCCCGCCGCGUCAGGGAGCUGGUGGGCGCCGAGCCCGCCAACCGGCUCUGCUUCGAGUGCGGCCAGCGCGGCGUCACCUACGUCGACAUCACCCUCGGCAGCUUCGUCUGCACCGGCUGCUCGGGGGCGCUCCGUGGCUUGAACCCCCCUCACCGAGUGAAAUCCAUCUCCAUGACAACCUUCACAGAGAGCGAGGUGCAGUUCCUCCGGUCCCGGGGGAACCAGGCCUGUCGGAAGAUCUGGCUGGGCUCUUUUGACUCGCGGACAUCUCUGCUCCCGGAUUCCCAGGACCCUCAGAAGCUGAAGGAGUUUCUGCAGGAGAAAUACGAGAAGAAGCGAUGGUACGUCACGCCGGAGCCGGGCAAAAGCUUGUCUUCUCUCGCUGCCCAGAGCUCCACCUCAGAGGCCAAGACGCUCCUGGGGGACUCGGGGCCAGUGGCUGCAGCCAUCAAGCCUGCCCAGUCUGCAGACAGGCCGCACCCACAAGGCCUUCAGCCAGCCAAGAAAGCCAGCAUGGACCUUCUCGCCGACAUUGGGGGGGACCCCUUUGCAGCCCCUCAUUCUGGCCCGGCCUUUCCCGCCUUCCCUGCCUUCGGGGGCCAGGUGCCAGCCCGUGCCACCUUCGCCCCUUUUGAUGCCUUUGGCGGAAGCCCUGCAGCCUUUGGAGACCCACUGACCUCUAGCCAGAGUCCUUUCCAGGGCCACCACAUGGCAGCCGGUGGCACCCACAUGGGUGGAUUCCCUGUGUCGCCUGCCAGCCAGCCAGGAGUGAGCAUUCCAGAAAUGGGCGGGACUUUCAGAGUGGGAGGAGUCCCAAGCAGCAGUGCCUUCGGCGCCCUGAGCCAGUCUCCUCUCCUGCCUCCACCCAGCCCGGCUGCUGCCUACGGCGCCUGCACCAACCCCUUCGCGACAUCCGCCAUCUCCCAGCCCACGCUGCCUUCGACUAACCCUUUCCAAACCAACGGCUUGGCCCCAGGCGCCUUCAUGGUGGGCUCCCCCAGCAGCUUCUCCGCCUCCCCCCUUUCCGGCAUCUUUGCGUCUCCCUUGCAGCAGCAGCAGCAGCACUUCCACCCACAGGCGUUGGUGGGGGAGCAGCAGAGUGGGGGGUCCCCCUUCGGUGGAUUUCCUAUAGCCAAAGCUGGACAGAGGCCCCUCGGACAGCCAGCGAGCAUUUCAACCAACCCGUUUGUGACCCCGAUGACCACAGCACCACCCAUCCCCUUUGUUCUGGGGAAACACCCUCCCACCAACCCUUUCUUAUAGCGCUGGCAGCCACCGAUGCUGGAAGACUGCCCCACACUGUCCCUGCCUCUGUACAUAGGAGCGCGUCCUGCCAGGCGGCCUUUGCCUCUUUCUGUCUGUUGCUGUCUCUGCCUGGCCAGCGGGCGGGUGAGGAGCUGCUGUAUCUACUGGCUGUUCUAGAGAGGGCCUGGCUCAGAACAGCGCAUGAUGGGUCUUGCUGGGAAUCCGGCAGUAAUGCAUGCUGGGAGAAAGGUGGCAGGCAGGGAAGUGACGGGCUCAGACAAGCACUUUAAGGGGGAGGGGGAGAACUCUGCAGUUUAUGCUGGGGCCGGGUGUCAAGGUGAGGCCAUUGCUGUGUAGCAGUGCAUGCUGGGAAAAGGGAACUCUCUCGAGGCUGCUGCAGUCUCAGACCUCCCUGUUCGCCGCCCCCUUUCCCCUCUCCCAGCAGCCCUUGCUCUCGGCACUGCUGCGUUGCCAAGGGCCAAAGUUCAUUUUUCCGCUCGGCCUCUUGCAGGACGCUUCUCUGCUUCCCAGCUGUCCUGCCCCAGUGAACGCCACCGUGUGGGUCCUUAGGGAGAGGCGUCCAGGCUCUGCCUAUGGAGCAAGAAUAAGCCUCAGACUCUACAGGGCUGGGGAGGGGGCUCUACCUUUACCCAUCCUCCCCCUCCUCUCGUUUCUUUCACCAGUUGCACUAACUGAAAAGGGACUGGAGCAGCUGGUUUGCCACAGGAGUCUUUGCAGCACCCCUGCAUGCCAAAGGGAAGGAAUAAUAAUAAUAUUCGGAGCGGGGCCUGAGCUCUGCAUGGCUACUCUUGCAGGGCUCGGUGGUCCCUGUGGCUGCCCCGGGAAACCCCUGUCUUGUGUUCUCCAGCUCCUUGGCCCGUGGGGAAGGGGUUGGCUGGCCGGCGUUGCGACUGGAGUGCCCUGCCCAGCUCCCGCCUCUGGGCAGAAUUUGUAAGUGCGCGGAGCAUGAGAUUGCAGUGACCUCUGCCUCCUGCCCACCUCGUUGCUCUUUCUUUUCCCCUCGGCCAUGGCUAGUACUUGGCUGUUGCCUCCUGCCAUAGUCCACGCCUCCCAUCUCACCAGAGGACCCCCACCCCACCCCCCGGGGGGCCCUCCUCCGCACGAACGGUUGUCAGGAGCUGAGGUGGUGACGCUUCGCAGCCGAGCUUGUCCUGUGAUUUCACAAAAUCUGUGAUUCCUCUUCGGGUAACCAUUUUACUUGAUCGGAAGCAGGUGCAGACGUCCUGAUUAAAUGUUGGGGGCUUGGAGCACUUAAUUGGGGCUCUCCUAAGGAAAUGGGGCGGGGGCUGCUUUAGUUUGCUGCGUUCUUCCUUCCGUCCCCAUGCCUUCCCUUUGUUUCCCUGGUUUGACUCUGGGACUUGGGACUCUUGUCUAAGGUAAUGGCCCCUUCCUUUCCUGUGACCUGGGGCUUCUUUUUGUAAUCUCUGGUCUCCAUCCCCCACCCGGAAGUAAAAGGGGGGGUGGGGUGUUCCCUGAACCAAGACUGGAAUUUAUAUUUUCAAAGAGAAAAGUGUGGACUACGUUUUUAAAGAUAUAUAUGUAUAUCUAUAUACACACAAAUUAUAUAUAUAUAUGAAACAUACACAGGCACAUAAGUUUGUUGCACUGGAAAUGUUUGGAAAGAUCUAUAUGAAAAGCUGUCUUUAAGAUC
Messenger RNA from Sphaerodactylus townsendi, 3009 nucleotides. RefSeq names its product ArfGAP with FG repeats 2 (gene AGFG2). The record is from RefSeq and is a predicted model, not a curated record. The transcript has 12 exons. Gene Ontology annotation, molecular function: GTPase activator activity. Bases 27 to 1355 code for a protein of 442 amino acids. Lineage: Eukaryota; Metazoa; Chordata; Lepidosauria; Squamata; Sphaerodactylidae.